Molecule: messenger RNA, 1985 nt
Organism: Fragaria vesca subsp. vesca
Lineage: Eukaryota; Viridiplantae; Streptophyta; Magnoliopsida; Rosales; Rosaceae
Exons: 1
Coding region: 674-1750 (358 amino acids)
Biological process (GO): regulation of developmental process; regulation of DNA-templated transcription
Cellular component (GO): nucleus
Molecular function (GO): DNA-binding transcription factor activity; transcription cis-regulatory region binding
Source: RefSeq, a predicted model, not a curated record
CCUGGUCACCUGGAUGGGUGAUAGGAAACACACCCCGCUUUCGUUUCCCUCCUCUUCUUCCUCUUCCUCUCUAUCUACUUUACUCUCUCCUUCUCUCUCCACUUUCUGAUAAAACCAAGUUUUUACCCAGAACGAACCAGCUUUCUUCUGUUUGUUUCAAAUGGUGGUGCAAGUGCAACUAUCAGACAAAUCUCACUUCAAUGUUACAGCAAGGUUAGUAAGAUUUAAUUAAGCUUCAGUAGGACCCCCAACUGUUUUCUUUUCCUGUUUGAGUUCCAAGAUUAAAUCUUUUUAUCUCUUUCAUUUCUUGUAUUUAUGUGCUUUUAAUUCAUCUACAAUACCGGUCAGUCCAUAAUCUACUGCUCCGUCCCCAGCUUAGGUAUUUGGAAACAGACCAUUGAAAUUAGUGAGAUGGGUUGGUGGGUUAGCACCCAAAAUGUCAAAAUCAGAAUAGAAAAAGGAGAAGAUAGAACAAUAAUCCUUAAGCUGGUAAUUAGUGUUCUUUGAUCAUGUUAGAUUAAGAUAGUGACCGAUAGCUAGCAUACAUGAAUUCAUGAAAACACUGAUCUGAUCUAGAUAGCUCCCAUCGAUCAUUUUUCAUAAUAGAAAAGAAAAAUAGCUAGGCUGGGAGAUCAAUCAAGAAUCUGUAUUGUAUAGCUAUAUAACAGAUUUAAUGGAGAUUAGAGCUGGCCAAGAUAAGAUUUUAGGGAUGCCAACCACUUUGGGGUUCAAUCCCCAAAAUAGAGAGUCCUCUUCUUCUUCCAGGCUCUCGUCUCCAUCUCUUCAUCAUCAUCACCAUGUUAACAACACACUAAUCUUCAACCACCCUCAAACCCUAGACCCUUUUUAUCAGCCUCAAACUCAACAUCAUCAUCAUCAUCAUCAGCCUCAGCAGUCGAAUCCAUACAAACCCAGAGAUCCUGACCCAGUUCCAAACCCAGAUCCAAACCUGUCACCAGCUGCCGUCUGCACCACCCCAAGAGCAACAAGCAGCACUCCAAGAGGAGCAAACCACAGCUUCAAAGCAGCACCAUCGGCGGCACAGGCACAAGUACCAGUACCUGAGCCAGUUCCAGCUUCGAAAGCAGUAAGAUAUCGAGAAUGCUUGAAGAAUCACGCAGCGACCACCGGAGGGCAUGUACUCGAUGGCUGCGGAGAGUUCAUGCCAAGCGGAGAAGAAGACAGCCCGGGAGGACUAAAAUGUGCAGCUUGUGACUGCCACAGGAAUUUUCACAGGAAAGAGAUCGAGGGUGAAACUCAAUUAGUACAUGUCCCCAAUAAUUACCAUGUCCUUAACCACCCGAACAAAAACAGCCAUAGCAGCCGUAGAAAUGCAUCAUCAGCACCUGUUGUUCCCUCACUCCCUGCACCACCUCCUGUUCAUCAUCACCACCAGUACCAUCAUUUCCCGGCCACUAGUCCUAACGUGGCGGGAUCAUUUCCUCCUGGGUCGAUGAUGACUUUUGGAGGUGGCGGAGGUGCAGCCGAGUCAUCUAGCGAGGAUCUCAACCACAUGAACAUGUACGAUCAGUCCAAUCAGGCCGGGAGUUCGAGGAAGCGGUUUCGGACAAAGUUUAGUCAAGAGCAGAAGGACAAGAUGAUGGAGGUGGCUGAGAAGUUGGGAUGGAGGAUCCAGAAGCACGACGAGCACGAGGUGCAGCAGUUGUGUUCUGAAUUGGGUGUAAAGAGACAGGUUUUCAAGGUGUGGAUGCACAAUAAUAAACAAGCCAUGAAGAAGAAGCAACUGUAAGGCAUUGUUCUUUCAUUAGUUCUUCACAUUGCUGUUCUUUGGAGAGUUGGGGAGAGAAAUUAGUGAAUGACUGGCCCAGAUUUGUAUGUGCAUAUCAAAUAGAAAUGAGAGUUAGAUAAAAGCAUUCCAUCUUUAUUUCUUUUUCCCAGUUUUUCAAAGAUCUUCUUACAACAGCACUAGCCUAGAUCUUCUUCUUGCUUGGUUUUUUUCUUGUUCUUCAGUUUAACUGCUUGAA